AACAGCCCACUGAGUCCAACCACUGUACCAAGUCCUGUAAAAACAUGAAAGUAAAAAGGGCCCACUGAUUACCUUAACAUCUGAGAGGGAAAAAAAGAUGUAUUUCAUUUAAGAUAGAUCCUGUGUUAUUGCUCAGAUCCUUUUAAAAUAUAUCAGUAUAGAAGAGAUGCAGGACAAAUGGAGAAGUGAAAUAAAAACUUGGAGCACCUGAAAAGCAGUGGCAAAGGAAGCAAUCACUGCAUGAAGACUGCCUGUGUAGCUGAACUGAUGAAUAUACCCUGGACAAGUUAACUUGGAGGUGCCUGUUUUGGUUAGAUGUGUGCUUGAAUAUUGUCGAGACGAUCAGAACUCAUAGGCUACUAGAGAAACUUUCCCAUGGUGUUCUGCUUUUGCACCCAACUUUGCUGAUAGUAACCUAUGAUACAAUUUAGUAAAGCAUAUCAGUGAAAAAAUAAUGUCAUGUGCCAUCAUAUUACUAAUCUAUUUAAUUUUCAACUUUUUUCCCCCUCUUCCCCCCAUUUGUUCUGUAGAAACAAAGGAAGAAUGAAGUCAACAAAGGUUCAUGAAUCAUCAUUUUUGGAAUCUCAUGAUCACGUUCUUUUGGAUAUUCCCAUCACUAGAGAGCAGAUGAAUCACUAUCGAGCUGCAGCUGAAACUGCUCAAAGUGAACUCGCAGCACUUUCAGUGAAGUAUGACUGUGCCCAGUCAGAGCUGCUUAAACUCAGAUCGAGCAUGAUCUCUAAAGAAGCUUCUUUUCAAGAGCUGAAGGCUGAAGCUGAAAGCUAUAAGGAAAACAAUGCCAGACUGAUGUCUCGCCUCCUGUCUUUGCAAAGACAAAUCCAGGAGAUAGAAGAAGAGCUGUGUGUGCUUGCUGCUUCUAAAAACCAGGCUGAGCUGACAGCUCAGGUGGCAUAUAAGGAAAAUUUGGAGCUGAAGGAGGAGCUUCAUGAGAAAAGUGCCAGACUUAAUAAAUAUUUGAAUGAAUAUGAAGAAAACAUGACUCAAGCUUCUAAAAUCAGCAAAAACUAUGAAGAGCUCCUUACACAUCUUUCUGGAUUCUUGGACGUAGACAUCAGAGAAAAAGAGAAACCACAAGAACAUUUACCAUCAAAGGUCUCUGAAAUAUGCAAAGAAAAUGUGACACUAAAAGACCAGAUUGCUGCUCUUCAAGAAGCUGUGAAUGUCCAUGAGAUGGAGUCUAAAGCUAACAGAGAAACUAUCAUGAGACUAGUUUCAGAAGUGGCCAAGGAGCAAAAAAAGGCAGCAGGAUAUUACCAAGACAUGGAUAAACUUAGCAAGGAUCUUGACAGUGCUAUAAUAAAGAGGCAGAGUUUAGAGAUGGAAAUCAGAACCCUCCAAGAGAGACUGACUCUUAACCAGAAAGCUUUGGACAUCUCAAAGCAAGAGCUGCACAAUCUGAAGAAAUCUUCCAGUGAGUUAGAUGCAAACUUGAAGAGUAGCAGAGAAGAGGCCAGGGCUGCUCAGAGCUCUUUAGAAGCUUUUAAAGAAGAAAUUGCUACCCUGCUCAGCUGUAGAUCUGCAAUAGGUAAACCUUCUGAGAAGGCCAUUUUGGAGAGGAUCCAAGAAAUAAAUUGCAAAGAGGAGAAUAAAGAAAUAAUGGUAUCUCAGCUUGAAACACAAAUAGCUAAAUUGACUAAAGCUUUGGAAAACCAGACCAGAUUGUACCAUGAAGCCCUAGACAGGAGCAGGAAAGCUGAAAAAUGUUCUGAGAAUUUCCAUGAUCAACUGAAGCACUUGGAAGAGGAAAUAUUAACUGGAGACCUGAUGCAGGAUGGUUUGAAGCUUGAGAAACAAAAAUAUCUGAAAUUUCUGGAGCAGCUUAAUGAGAAGAUGAAGCUGGAUAGUCUAGCAGCAGAAGUUGGAUUUGAUAUGACUAUGGAUGUGAUUCUGGCCCGGGUAGAGCAGUUGGUGAAACUGGAAGGGGAUGCAGUGGUUGAGAACAAGACUGUGGCAUACAGACUCAGAAGGAAGUUGAAAGCUCAGAAAGAAAAGCUUGAAAGCAAAGAGCUACACAUGAACCUUCUGCGUCAGAAAAUAACCCAGCUGGAAGAAGAGAAGCAAGUAAGGGCUGCCUUAGCUGUGGAAAGGGAUGAGGCCAAUCUCACUGUCAGAAAGUUACAUAAGAUGAUAGAAAGGCUACAGAAGCAGCUUGAUCUGGCAAGGGAAACAAAUACUGAUCUCAAAGCCAAGCUGUCUGAAACCAGUGAACUGAAGAUCAAAACUUUGGAGCAGAACAGAAUAAUAGAGGAACUCAGUAAAUCUCAAGACAAAUUGGAAAGAAUGAAAGCAAAAGCUGAGAAACAACUUAGAUCUGCCAAAUCAGAACUUCUUUUAAAAGAGCGUAAAGCUACUGAAGAUAAAGAAAAAACCAAAAAUAUGUUAGAAGAAGUCACCAGUGAAAUGAAGGUGCUUAAAACAACCCUUGCAGAACUAGCAAAAAGAGAGAGACAGCUGGCAGAUUUCCGAGAGGUGGUCUCGCGGAUGCUGGGCCUCGACAUUGCCAGCCUGGCUCUUCCUGACUAUGAAAUCAUUACACGCCUUGAGGGGCUGAUUCACUCCCACCAGCACCACUUCUUCCCCUGUGUCUGCCUCAAAGACAUGGCAAGGACCCCGGAGGAGCAGUAAAGAAACAUCCAGCUUCUUGACUGGAACAAAGUUAAAUUUCCUGUUUGCUUCCUUACCUGCUGGAUCUCCACAGAAAACAGGUCCCUAUUUUUCUUCCCUAUUCUAGAGACACCAACCAGGGCCGACUUUUAGAACUUCAGCAGAGAGACUGACUGGGUAGAGUCAAGCCAACAGCCUGGAGAUGGCAAACAGAAAAUCCCUGGGCAGCUUAAUACUUCAGUUAGGAAUAUGAUAGGCAAGAUAUCAACAAUACCCUCAAGUUUCAGUGCAGAGGUGUUGAAGUCCUUGGUCACCCCAGGUCAGCUCACAGUUUUGAGAAGUUACUGUCUGUCUGCUUCAGUGGCAUUCCUUGUGUUUUUCCUGUAGGUGACAAGGAUGAAAUUAAGCAGGGGUUGUUUUGCUGCUGUUUUUUUUGGCACCUGGGGCAUCUCUGGAUUUUUACGCAUAACAGCUUUAUCUUCAAGACAAUGGUCUGCAAGUUAGAGGAUUAUCUCAAUUUUGGAACAAGAGAUAUAUUUUUUCCCUUCUGUUGGUUUCUUCUGUCUGCUCGUAUGGCAAAACAAAAAAUUUCAUUUUUGCAGCAAAGGCUUUCUCUGAGUCUCAUCGUGUGCCUCAUAUAAAUAUAUUUGGUAAGACUGAGUGUUGGCCUUGGUCAUGAUGUCUUGAAAAGUUUGCUUCCAGCUGCUGUAUUCCUUGGGCAAUUAACCCACAGUGGCAAUUCUUCUGAAUUAAUGAAAAAUUCUUUUAGAAUUCUUGUUCACUACAGAAAAUAGCUGAAUUACUAAAGUGUUUAUUUUCAGAGAAGUGGUGAUGAGGUGUACAAAACUACCUCUUAGUAGUAAAAACUGCUUUCUGAGUGUUGUUAAAUGUCAUGAUUUUUUAAAAAGAAAUAUAGACAAUAAAUCUGUUUUAAUAGCA
Molecule: messenger RNA, 3564 nt
Organism: Taeniopygia guttata (zebra finch)
Lineage: Eukaryota; Metazoa; Chordata; Aves; Passeriformes; Estrildidae
Source: RefSeq, a predicted model, not a curated record